Corylus avellana is the source of this 1481-nucleotide messenger RNA. The record is from RefSeq and is a predicted model, not a curated record. NCBI's taxonomy places the organism in Eukaryota, Viridiplantae, Streptophyta, Magnoliopsida, Fagales, Betulaceae.
CGCUCACACACACACACACACACACACACUAGUUACGACGAAAGCCCGUGCGGCGAGAUAAAGGAGAGAAGCUGGACGAAACGGCGCCGCCCCGUUGUUCCCGCCGGCCAAUCCCUUCGAUUCAUGCCUUGAUGAGGCUUCUCUCCCUUCUCUGCGCCUGCUUGGAGAAGAGAUUCAGAGGCCGCCGCCGCCGAGCCGCCGACGAAGAAGCCGAGGACGCCGCCGUCGAGUCGUGGGACCUCUUCUUCGAGCUCCGUACUCUGCAGGUCGCCACCAAUUUCUUCUCCGAGCUCAAUCAGCUCGGCCACGGCGGGUUCGGCCCCGUCUACAAGGGAUUGAUGCCAAAUGGUCAAGAAAUAGCUGUGAAGAAGCUAUCAUUAGAGUCAAGACAGGGGCUGAGAGAAUUCACUAAUGAGGUGAAACUGCUACUAAAAAUUCAGCACAAGAAUUUGGUCACAUUAUUGGGCUGUUGUGCAGAAGGACCUGAGAAGAUGCUUGUUUAUGAGUAUCUGCCAAACAAAAGCCUCGAUUACUUUCUCUUUAGUAAAAAUUCCAAUCCAGAUAAAAAGUAUGCAACCCUGGAUUGGACGACACGAUAUCGAAUAAUAACGGGUGUUGCACGAGGUCUUCUUUACCUACAUGAAGAGGCUCCAGAAAGAAUUAUUCAUAGAGACAUCAAAGCCAGUAAUAUAUUGCUGGACGAACACUUGAAUCCAAAAAUUUCAGAUUUUGGCCUGGCAAGGCUCUUUCCUGGGGAAGACACCCAUGUAAAUACAUUUAGGAUAUCCGGUACUCAUGGUUACAUGGCCCCUGAAUAUGCAAUGCACGGAUAUUUGUCUGUGAAAACAGAUGUUUUCAGUUAUGGAGUUUUGGUGUUAGAGAUUGUUAGUGGAAGAAAGAACCACGAUGGGCAGCUUGGUGCAGAGAAGGCAGACCUCCUGGGCUACACAUGGAAGCUUUAUCAAGGAGGGAAGCCACUGGAAUUAGUUGACCCAAAUCUUGCCAAGUACAAUAGUGAUGAGGCAGCAAUGUGCACUCAGCUAGGGUUGUUAUGUUGUCAACAAAGUGUUCCAGAUAGGCCUGAUAUGAACUCUGUUCAUCUCAUGCUUUCAAGCGACUCAUUUACCUUGCCUAGACCAGGUAAACCAGGAAUUCAAGGUCGUGGAGGACGUUGGACAACGACUUCUACGGCUUUGACUAAUACCAAUGCUACCAAUGCUAGUAGUUCUCAUACUGGUGUUACCAAGGUUUCUGGAAGUAGUAGUUUUGUUGAGGAUUUUUCUAGGAACUCUAUAUCUGUUUCUUCUAUUGAUGAAGGAAGAUGACCUGCAUUUUUCUUCUGUAAAGCAUAAUUAGCUUCAUUUAUAUUAUGUAAAGUUGUUUUUCUUUUUUUUGAUAAAAUUUUUUUGCUAACCUAAUGUAAGAUUAUCUAUUUGUUUAGCAUUAAAACCAUUUGCUGGUUUAUUGAUUACAUUUGUAUA